Calliphora vicina (urban bluebottle blowfly) is the source of this 2398-nucleotide messenger RNA. It is a transcript of the gene GAA1, whose product is annotated as glycosylphosphatidylinositol anchor attachment 1. Gene Ontology annotation, biological process: attachment of GPI anchor to protein. The record is from RefSeq and is a predicted model, not a curated record. The transcript has 5 exons. Gene Ontology annotation, cellular component: membrane; GPI-anchor transamidase complex. Bases 79 to 2049 code for a protein of 656 amino acids. Lineage: Eukaryota; Metazoa; Arthropoda; Insecta; Diptera; Calliphoridae.
UCUUUUGCCGGAAGAAUUUUGCAGAAAAAUUAACAAAAAAUAUUUAAAGUUGUUAUAGAACUUAGGCAUUCCAUUAGCAUGGGUCUCUUAUCUGAUCCCUCGUUAACACCACGUCAUAAAUUUGGCAAAAUACUCACCAAAUAUCAUUCCAAAUUGGGUUGGCUUUUGUACGUCGCCAGCAUUGUAUGGUUUGGCUGUCUGGGUCAUAAGGACUUUAAUCAUGGUACUUAUCUAUCGGAAAAUGCACUAUCACCGGGUUUGGUUUAUCCCGAAAUCAAACAAGACUCCAGCCGCUGGGCUCAACAAUUGAUGGAUGAACUGAAAGCCGAGCGUGACACUCAUAAAUCAACUACACCUCAUGCUUGGAUAGCGGCUAAAAUGAAACAAAUUGGUUUGGAGACGUAUGUGCAUAACUAUACAUUGCGUUAUCCCUUUGGAGGAGGCAAAGAGUUUCAUGGCAAAAAUGUUUAUGGUAUUUUGAGGGCACCACGAACUAGCUCGACUGAGGGUUUAGUAUUUUCAGCACCCUAUAGGCCUCCCUCAUCGUAUCAUACGGAUAUAGCAGCUAGUGUACCCAUUUUAUUGGCAUUUGCAGAUUUUGCGAGAAAGAAAAACUACUGGGCUAAAGAUAUUAUAUUCUUAGUGACUGAACAGGAGCAAUUGGGUAUGCAUGCUUUCCUAGAAGCCUAUUUUAAUACAGAAAUGGAUACGGACACAAAAAAGAAUAACUUUUUAAAUUAUGGCAACUUGCCUGCACGAGCUGGAUCACUGCAGGCAGCUUUAAAUAUUGAAGUGCAAGACUUGGAUAUAGAUUACAUUGAUGUUAAAAUUGAAGGCUUAAAUGGUCAAUUACCUAAUCUAGACAUGUUUAAUUUAGUUCAGCGCAUAACUGCUCGAGAAGGUAUAAUCUCUGGAUACAAACAAACACCUUUGAAGAAACGUCGUUCAUCUCACUACACUUCAGUGGAGAGUAAUAUAAAAAAUUUACUCAGCAUGUUACUAAGUCAAACCACGGGAGUGCCAAAUGGCAAUCAUGGCCUCUUUCAUAGACAUCGCAUUGAAUCAUUAACGCUGGAAGCUGUUAAGAGGCCAACUACCGGUAGUAAUCGUUAUAAUGGUGGUCUGCCAUUGUUGAAAACCAUAGAGGGAAUAUCACGCAGUCUUAACAAUUUAUUGGAACGUUUUCAUCAGAGCUACUUCUUUUAUAUACUGGCACAAAAUGAUCGUUUCGUAUCGAUUGGUGACUAUAUGCCAUGUCUCGUAUUGUUGGUGGUGCCUUUGUUCAUUAAAUCAUUUUUAAUGUGGCUUAUAGCGGGCGGACAAAUUAAGGAUGCUGAUAAAGAACAGGUGGAAGAGGAAGUUCCUUUUAUAAAGGAUAAAGAAAAUGCAGAAGUGUACUUAGUACCUGCCAUUCUAUUCAUCAUCUAUACAUGUUUCAUAGGUUACAUGUGUCAACAAAUACUUGGCUUGGAAUUAGUGGUGAACUCUCUGUCCACUUAUGGUUUAACCACGGCCCAAAGUGUUACCGUAUCUAUGGUAUUAUGGGUAGUGUUGGCAAUUCUUUUGCCAUUUGUGUACCGUUUACCUGUCAUCGCCAUGCAUUGGCUGCAUUUAUCCUCUUUAGUUGGCCUGGGAACAGCUUUAGUGGUAGUAGGCUUGCUAAACUUUGCUUUGGCCUUUUUGAUUGCCUUGGUUUGUGUACCAUUGGCUGUGGGAGUUAAACCCAAUAUGCAGAAGGGUUUUAGAAAAUCUCUACUAACCUUUUAUUGUGUGCUUUUAAACCCUAUAGUAUUUAUUUAUGGUUUGGUGUGUAUAUUGACCUUGUUCCAGUUUCCUGAAUUGAAAAUUAAGGAUGUUGCUUGGCGUGCUGUCACUGCCAGUAUGGAUGCCAUAACAUUUUCGUUAACCGAUAAUUUGAUUUAUAACAAUUGGUUGUGCACAAUUGUCACCUCAGUAUUACUGCCUCUAUGGUGCUGCUUUUGGACUUUGGUAUUAAACAAAACUAAAAACGAUCCUAUUGUCAGCAUUUCAAACAAGAAAUUGGACUAAGCUGCAGCUAGUCUUUAAGAAAAUAUUUAUGUUCUAAGCUAAUUAAAAAUAACUACACUUUUUUAAAAAAAUAAAAAUAAAACUAUUAAGCUACGAAAAAUGUAAUAAAAAAGCAUUUAUAUGUUUAUAUUUAUUUAUAUAUAAAUUUUUAUUUAUUUUGUUUAUAUGUACUUACAUAUUAUUUUAUAAUACAAUAAUAAUUGAUAUUUUUAGAGUAAAAAAAAGGAAAAGAAAAUUUACACAUAUUUAAAUUUAUUAGUAGUAUCUGAAAUAUAUAAAGUGCAGCAUAAACAAAAUUUCAAAAUAGUAUGCGAAAAAAAUAAAAUAAAAUGAAUUUGUUUUGUAUCCA